AUUUGAUGCCGUCUGUAAUUAUGUGAUAGUGGUCAUUUUACCUUGAGGACAUCAUGACUGGAAAUAUUGUUUAGUUUAUUUCAAUAUUUAUUAUAGUCUCACGCUAUAAAAUAUAUCACAUAUACAGAAUACAAUUCAAGAUAUACAGGUGGUAGAAUGGAAAUAUCAUCCCUGAUAUAUCAACCUCUAAAGAGAUGGAGUCGGUAUAAAACUAUUUUGGCAUGUAGUUCUGGUGUUAUAUUGUUUUUAAUAAUGAAUAUAAUUUGGACAUUUAACCACGCGAUGGAAUCGAGGAUUACAAGACCGCUGCCAUACGCAAGGCAGUAUUCUAUAAUGAUAGACAGACAACAUGAGAUCUCCACAAAUAAAGGAGCUGGUUGGAUGAAAUAUAAUUUCAAAAAGUUGGAAACUAAUUUUGUGAAAAUACCAGAAAGGGACUUAAUAGUCUGGUCGGCGUUUUAUGAUAAUCGCACGGUAGGUGACGUCUCAUUCAAGUUUGACGACAAAUCGAGAAGUGGUCUUGUACUACCAUGGAACGUCAAACAUAGACCAGCGGUUGUAUUACUUGGUCUUUCUGAAAGAAAAAUGAGCACGACAUACUGUCAUAUGUAUUUUUCAAAUACUUCAUUCAGAGAGGCAAGACAAAAGAGAAAGAGAAUAGCCAAAGUUGUGACAAAAAUGAGAAUGUUGAAAUUCAGACCAAUGCAUAUUUGGAGAAAUAACUUAUUCGUGUGCGAUGUGAACCGCCAUUUUGUAGAAACAAACAAUUUAGGUCUUCCAAUUUUGGUUGGGUUGUCACCAUCAAACACUACCCAACCAGAGAGGCUCAUUAACGUUCAACCAUUUUCAGGAGCUAAACCUAAGAACUCCAUCGGAAUAUGUGUGAGUACAAUUUACGGCAGCCUCUCUCCGGUUAAUUUCGCACAGUUUAUAGAAUAUUACAGAGGUAUGGGAGUUAACAAUUUUUAUUUAUACGAGGCGCUCAAUAUAACUAAAGACUUAUCCAAAUUGCUAACGUGGUACGAAAAGAAGGGUAUUUUAGAGUAUAUACCAUGGAGGUUGCCCUUAGGUGACAAAAGUUAUCCAAAAAGGGCUUCUCAGGAUUUUUUUGAUAACCUUGUUCAGAAAGCCGGGAGUACAGAUUGUAUAUAUAGGAACUAUGGCCGUCAUAAAUGGAUGUUGCACGUCGAUGUCGACGAGUUUAUCGUCCCAAAGCUUGAUAUGACAAUAGAUCAGAUCAUAACCCGAGUAUCAAACCAAAAAAACUAUCCUCAAAAAGUGUCAAGUCUAAGAUUUCACCAUGUUCAAUUCUGCAUCGAUCAAGCACCAAACAAUAGAACGGACAAUGAUAAAGAUGCAGAAUUCGACUUACUGUUCGAUAAGUAUCAAAUGAGUUCUAAACCGUGGCCGAUGCAGUUUUGGGGAGCUCGUACAAAGUUUUUGAGCAACCCUUCCGGAGUUGAGUAUGUGGGAUCCCAUCAAGUUACUCUCAAAUUGAAAGACUUCAAGGAGGUUAACGUCGACCCAAGCAUAGCUACUAUGCAUCAUUAUAGAAAGUCUUUACUCGAUAAGAAAUUCCCUUGUGACCAGACAAAUACGUAUGCGUUGAAAUACGUCAAGGAGCUUCGGCGUCGUGUUAAAUUUGUGAUAGAAAAGUCGAAAAGGUAUUAAUCAAAAUGUUACAGCAAAUGUAUUUUUAACAUGAUUAAUUUAUAUUUAUGCUGUAAUAUAAAAGUAUUACUGUGAUUGAAUAAAGUUCGAAAAGGAGCAGUUUGUUACUUUCUGAUCGGGCCUCAUGCAUAAAAAGGGGAAAUCGUGGCAAAGGGGACACUCUUUACACUAUAAAUAAGAUCUUUGCUCACGGUAUUGUUCAUCGAAUGGUACAUAAUAUUUCACCAUAACAUAUGAUAUGUAAGAGAAACGAGAGAAACAAUACUUACGGUCAUAGUGGAAUCUUCAUUAGCCGCCAUUUUAUUUCGCUCCGGAGCGUUUCCGCGUAAAUGUAACGCUCCGUCGUGCAUGUCGGAGCGUUUGGGUUAUACACCGUGCUCAGUCAAUUAAACAAAAGCAUAUUGAGUAUCGGUGUUAGAAACAUCAUUCCCAACUAAAUAACUAAAUGCAAAGGUCUUGCUUAUAAGACCCUGGACUCCCCCCCCCCCCCUCCCCGAUCAACUUCACUCACCAGUGUGUUAGACAAGAUGAACUACGUAGCACAUAGUAACAUAGGGGAGGGGUCAUAGACUUGAAGCAAGACUCAAUUUCCUUUAAUUUCAUGUGCGGAUAUUCUUCUCUCAAAGAUGUCAGGGUAGUUUUAU
Owenia fusiformis is the source of this 2315-nucleotide messenger RNA. The record is from the annotation of a GenBank genome assembly. Lineage: Eukaryota; Metazoa; Annelida; Polychaeta; Sabellida; Oweniidae.